Aspergillus glaucus CBS 516.65 is the source of this 1566-nucleotide messenger RNA. RefSeq names its product type 1 glutamine amidotransferase. Bases 1 to 1566 code for a protein of 521 amino acids. The transcript is spliced from 4 exons. Lineage: Eukaryota; Fungi; Ascomycota; Eurotiomycetes; Eurotiales; Aspergillaceae. Gene Ontology annotation, cellular component: nucleus; cytosol. The record is from RefSeq and is a predicted model, not a curated record.
AUGCACAUCGCGAUCCUCGACGCCGACAUCCCCGUCCCAGAAGUUUACGCCUCCCGCGGCCUCUACAGCACCCAAUUCCGUCAUCUCCUCCAAGCCGCCGCCUCCCGCCUCACCACCAAAUACACACACGCAGUCCCCGAAAUAAACACAUCCUCCUACGAUGUCGUCGGCGGUGUACUCCCCCCGUUGAAACGACUGCGCAAACUUCCACAAGACCAAGAAAAUGGAGCCAAAAAUGACGGUGAUGCCAUCGACGGAAUUCUGAUAACGGGCUCUGCGAACUCCGCAUGCGAUAAGCACACGAAGCCCUGGAUUGCGGAAUUAGAGCGGUUUAUACGAAUGGUUUUUGAGGAGUUUCCUGGGGUUAAGAUCUUUGGGUCCUGUUUUGGACAUCAGGUUAUUGCGCAGGCUUUACUCUCUCCUUCUUUGCCGGAGAAUGAUGGUGCUGGAUUCCAUGUCGAACAGUGUCCGUACGGGUAUGAAGUGGGUAUCGUGCCGAUUACGCUGAAUAGCGCGUUCAACGAGGCUUUCCCAUAUAUCGCCAAAAACCUACAGAACCGGGAAUUCAGAUUACAACUCGUCCACGGAGAUCGCGUCGUCCCCGUCCCGAUCCCUACCAACACUACCAAUUCGGACCCCAAACCAGACCAAAUAACUCUCCCAACCCCAUGGCUCAACCUAGGCUCCACAACCAAAUGCCCCGUCCAAGGCCUCUACCACCCCGGCCGGGUAUUGACUUUUCAGGGACACUUUGAAUUCGACAGUUUCGUGAACCGGGAGACGUGUAUCGAGUUUGGGAAGAGGCUUGGGUGGAGGGAGGAUGAUAUUGGGGGGUUUGUAGAGAGUAUUGAUGUUGCUGUUAAGAAGGAAGGGGAUGAUGAUGAUUCGAGGGUUGCGGCUGAGGGGGGCGUUCUCUCUGGCUCCAAGCUGCAUCUCCUCGAUUUACCAGCGGAGAUCCUGAAGGGGAUUGCCGUGCAGGUAAAUUAUGCAAAUGGCCUGCCGUAUUUGGCUCAGACCUGCUCCACUCUGUAUGCGGUGGCUACUCCUGUCAUAUAUUCCCGGUUUAGGAUUAUAUGGCCAGAGGUUUCAGCAUCUUCUAGUAAUCCCCGUGUAGACCCUCUAUCUUACGGCGUGGCGACGCUGGAUAUGAGAGAGGAUAUCUUCACCACAGUGUCGUCUUCGAAGCAGUCGACUGAAUCGUGUCCUUGUUACUACAUGAUCAAGGAAGCAAGGAAAAUUAUUGGCACCCUAGUUGCUCUGGCAGUGGCGAGGAUGAUCAACCUGGAAACCUUCUUCUGGGACAUGCACUCAGAGGUUCCAACCGAGGCUUGGAUUGCGCUUUCGUCGCUGGCAAAUAAACCGGGACACGAGUGUCGUCUGGAGUGCAUUUUUGUUCGAUGGCAUGAUAACUCUGCGGAGACCACAGCGCCAUGGCUAGGAGAUGUUGCGGUUAUCCCCUCCGGCCAGUCACUCUUCCAGAGAUACGGCCAUGUCGAGUAUCCCACGCUAUCGAUUCUACGAUAUCUGCUUCAGUACUUUCACAGGCCAUUGACUGGACCAAAUUAA